AUGACAUGGAGUUAGUACAGCCCAUAUAAACAUCUGUGGUAGUAUAUUUGGCCCAGUAGCUGUAAUCGGAAGGCCAUUAGUUGAGACCAUCGCGACAUAACCUUUCACCAAAGCGUCAGACUCUUACCCUGUCUUUCUGUUGCACAUUUCAUCAUACAGAAGAGAGGAUCGAGCGAUGGCACGGCGAGGCGCCGGAGGAGGAGACGGGAGCGCGCUAAAGAGGGCUCUGUUGGUGUCAGGAGGCCUGGCGCUGGCGUGGCUUGCGGUGGAAACCGCCUUCAAGCCCCUCCUCGACCGCCUCCGUGGCGCCAUCUCCCGCUCAGACCCCGCCCACGACCCUGAUGACGACGACGACGACGACGACUUGCGGGGGGAUGAGAAGGGCGAUACUCGUGGCAGGAACAAAGCCCUAAACGAGGAGCAGCAGGACGGCGGAGCUCCCCCCUCCAAUUAGAUCCUUGCCCGUGACUCGUGUUGGUUGAGAGGUCUCAACCCAACCUCCGUACAUCGCUCCGUUCACCUAAAGACUGACUGGUCUUGUUAUCGUCGGAUUGCUUGUUUUCAUCGACACCAUGUGCUCGCAUAUAUUCCUUCCUUCCA
Musa acuminata subsp. malaccensis (wild Malaysian banana) is the source of this 600-nucleotide messenger RNA. NCBI's taxonomy places the organism in Eukaryota, Viridiplantae, Streptophyta, Magnoliopsida, Zingiberales, Musaceae. The record is from RefSeq and is a predicted model, not a curated record.